Camelus dromedarius (Arabian camel) is the source of this 1362-nucleotide messenger RNA. It is a transcript of the gene PAX1, whose product is annotated as paired box 1. NCBI's taxonomy places the organism in Eukaryota, Metazoa, Chordata, Mammalia, Artiodactyla, Camelidae. The record is from RefSeq and is a predicted model, not a curated record. Gene Ontology annotation, biological process: anatomical structure development; regulation of transcription by RNA polymerase II. Gene Ontology annotation, molecular function: DNA-binding transcription factor activity, RNA polymerase II-specific; RNA polymerase II cis-regulatory region sequence-specific DNA binding. Bases 1 to 1362 code for a protein of 453 amino acids. The transcript has 5 exons.
AUGAAGUUCACCCUAGGCCUGGGGUCGCGGGCGUGGAGAGUGUCCUGGGAGCGGGCGGCGGCGGCGGCGGCGGGCCCGGGGGCGGGCGGCGGCGCGCUCGGCAGCGGCGCACGGCGCUCUCCCAGCCCGCGGCCCGGCCGCCGCGGCUCUCGGCUCGCGCGCGCCCUCCCUCUAUGCCUCUCCCGCGGCGGCGGCGCCCGAGUUCUCCCGGACCGCGCCGGGCCCAGCCCCGGCCGCCUCGGCGCCAGGCAGCUGGCCGGCCCGCGCGCCAUGGAGCAGACGUACGGCGAGGUGAACCAGCUGGGCGGCGUGUUCGUCAACGGCCGCCCCCUGCCCAACGCCAUCCGCCUGCGCAUCGUGGAGCUGGCACAGCUGGGCAUCCGACCCUGUGACAUCAGCCGGCAGCUUCGCGUGUCCCACGGCUGCGUGAGCAAGAUCCUGGCGCGCUACAACGAGACGGGCUCCAUUCUGCCCGGGGCCAUCGGGGGCAGCAAACCCCGCGUCACUACCCCCAACGUGGUCAAGCACAUCCGGGACUACAAGCAGGGCGACCCCGGCAUCUUUGCCUGGGAAAUCCGCGACCGGCUGCUGGCCGACGGCGUCUGCGACAAGUACAACGUGCCCUCCGUGAGCUCCAUCAGCCGCAUCCUGCGCAACAAGAUCGGCAGCCUGGCGCAGCCCGGGCCCUACGAGGCAAGCAAGCAGCCGCCGCCGCAGCCCGCGCUGCCCUACAACCACAUCUACCAGUACCCCUACCCCAGCCCCGUAUCCCCCACGGCUGCCAAGAUGGGCAGCCACCACGGGGUCCCGGGCACGGCCGGCCACGUCAGCAUCCCCCGUUCCUGGCCCUCGGCUCACUCGGUCAGCAACAUCCUGGGCAUCCGGACGUUCAUGGAGCAAACAGGGGCCCUGGCGGGGAGCGAGGGCGCCGCCUACCCCCCGAAGAUGGAGGACUGGGCUGGCGUGAACCGCUCGGCCUUCCCCGCCGGCCCGGCCGUGAACGGGCUCGAGAAGCCGGCCUUGGAGGCGGACAUUAAAUACACUCAGUCGGCCUCGGGCCUCUCCGCAGUGGGCGGCUUCCUCCCGGCCUGCGCCUACCCGGCUUCCAACCAGCACGGCGUGUACAGCUCGCCGGCCGGCAGCUACCUCGCCCCGGGCCCGCCCUGGCCACCGGCGCAGGGCCCCCCGCUGGCGCCCCCCGGGGCCGGCGUCACCGUGCACGGCGGGGAGCUCGCCGCAGCCAUGACCUUCAAGCAUCCCAGCCGAGAAGUGGCCGACCGGAAGCCGCCCAGCCCCGGCAGCAAGGCCCCCGACGGCCUCGGGAGCUUACACGGACUGCCCAUCCCGGCCUCGACCUCCUAG